AUGGUAUUGUCUGCGAAGCGUGGGAGUCCUCAGUUCAACGUACUCCACAGCACCCCGGUUCUAGUCGAUUUGAACACACCAAAUUAUAAAGAAAUGAUGAAUCCUUAUCAAACCUCCAACCGCCCUCUUCAAACUAUCUUGAGCGAUCCCUUCCCAUUACAGCGACAAGGCCCUGAUUCCUCGGCGGUGUACGGUUGCCAGAAUGCCGCAUCUCGUGUAGCCUGCGAGAAGGGCGGCGGACAGCCCAGGACGGCGGCAAGAGAACAUUUCCUCCUUCCACGCUUUAGUCCGGUUCCUGCGCGGGAUCUUUAA
Morchella importuna is the source of this 312-nucleotide messenger RNA. RefSeq lists its product as uncharacterized. The record is from RefSeq and is a predicted model, not a curated record. NCBI's taxonomy places the organism in Eukaryota, Fungi, Ascomycota, Pezizomycetes, Pezizales, Morchellaceae. The transcript has a single exon. Bases 1 to 312 code for a protein of 103 amino acids.